UUGAAAAAGCUGACCGUGUUCACAGUUUAGAUCCAAUCUACUUUAAAGCAUUUCAUAACAGAAAUUACCAUGAUGUCCGACUAUAGAACUGGUUUUAUGUGUCUGAUGACCCGUCCUCGGGAGCCACUGUUCUAUCCCAAGUAUGGAGGGACAACUUUCAUGGUUCUACCAGAACACUUCCUCACCGAUCGCUACCGACCAAUUGCCCCAAUGAUUGCGGAACGCUAUAGUUCCACGCCAAACCACGUGGUUGUGGGGUCAAUCGAUCCACCAGAUUUCACUUACGCAAUGGAAAUUCCGCGUAAUGGUAACUAUAACCAAUUCAGCCCGAAGCACCGGAACAUCUCUGGUAAAUUGAUACAGGACUUUAUGAACGCCUCGGAUCCGGAGCACUUACUUUCGAUGGCUUCUUAUGCAAGAGAUCGGUUGAACCCGCUGAUGUUCCAGUAUGCGUUGACGAUUACACUGCUCCAUCGUAAAGACACGCAGGAUAUUCCGGUUCUUUCCCUGCUGGAAACGUUUCCAAAACGUUUCGUUGAUCCGCUGCUUUUCCCGCAGUUAGAGGAAGAAGGAUUUGUGGUUGAUCAACCUCAGCGAGUGUCCAUUGAGGUGCCCAUGGUGUACACGGCAUCCGAGGAAGUGCUGGAGCAACGUUUGGCCUAUUUCCGGGAAGAUAUCGGAAUCAAUCUGCAUCAUUGGCACUGGCACAUUAUCUAUCCUGCGGAUGGACCAAAGGAAAUCGUUCAAAAAGACAGACGCGGUGAGCUCUUUUAUUACAUGCACCGUCAGAUUUUGGUACGCUACAUAGCAGAACGUUUCUGUCAUCUUAUGCCACCUCCUACUUCAUUGGAUAACUUGCGGGAACCGAUUCCUGAAGCGUACUUCCCGAAGCUUUUAAAUAGCGCGCUGAACAGGACCUAUUCAGCAAGACACGAAAAUGCUGUAGUAACGCAUGUGAAUCGACCAGACGACGAGGACUCUGUGGCAACUAUCUUGGAAAUCGAAAACUGGAUUAACCGUUUCAAAGACGCAAUCUCUCAUGGAUAUGUUGUAGCUGAAGGCGGUAAACGUAUGCCUUUGGAAGAUUCCACUGGCAUCGACUUGCUUGGUAACGUCCUGGAAAAUUCACUCAUGUCACCCAACAUUCCCCACUACGGGAACAUCCACUCAAUGCUGCAUUCCCUUAUCGGUUUUGUCCACGAUCCGGACAAUAAAUACCUAGAAGGAACGGGCGUGAUUGGUGAUAUUGCCACCUCAAUGCGCGACCCCAUUUUCUACCGGCUGCACGCCUUCGUCGAUGAUCUCUUUGAAGACUACAAGAAAAAAUUAGCUCCGUACACGGCCAAAGAACUUGGCUACCCAGGCGUUACGAUCGAGGAUGUUUCCGUGCAGGACAUCAACGGAAAAGCUGCCGUAAAUCGUUUGCUCACAUUCUGGCAAAGAUCACAAGUAGAUCUUGGAGUGGGGUUGGAUUUUGGUCCUUCAGGGCACGUGUUGGCUACGUUCACUCACCUUCAGCAUGCUCCAUUUGUUUACCGAAUCAACGUAAUGAACGAUUCUCAAAGGAUACGACGAGGAACAGUGCGAAUUUUCCUCGCUCCUAUUUAUGAUGGGUCAGGAGAAGCUCUUCCAUUCGAACAACAACGUCGCUAUGUCAUUGAGCUGGACAAGUUUACCGUAGCUUUAACCCCUGGUAUGAACAACGUUGUUCGUCGUUCGGAGGAAUCCAGCGUUACGAUUCCUUUCGAGAGGACAUUCCGCCGCCAGGACAUCUCGACAAUGCCGGGCACCGAAAGCUAUCGGUACUGCAACUGUGGAUGGCCCGACCAUAUGCUAAUUCCACAGGGAUCACCCCAUGGGCUUCCAUACGAUCUGUUUGUAAUGAUAUCCGACUAUAAGCAAGACUCCGUUAUGGUUGAUUUCGAUGAAUAUGUUGAUUGCAACGAUUCACAUUCCUACUGCGGCCUGCGAGAUAAGUUCUACCCCGAUCGUCGUGCUAUGGGAUUUCCGUUCGACAGGGUAGUACCGAAGGAAAUCACCCACAUGGAAGCCUUCACGCAGUCCUUUUCCAACAUGCAACGAGCGGUAGUAGAGAUUCGGUUCACCAAUACUACUAUAUCCAAGGUGUAAAAGUUUGAAAUAGCACCACGCAACGGGCUUAUAAUGGCAUUUUGGCUUAUGCUCUGGCUAAUGAUUUUUAGAUACAAUAAAAGUUAGG
Messenger RNA from Armigeres subalbatus, 2218 nucleotides. RefSeq names its product phenoloxidase 8-like. The coding region runs from base 70 to 2130 and encodes 686 amino acids. Gene Ontology annotation, molecular function: oxidoreductase activity. NCBI's taxonomy places the organism in Eukaryota, Metazoa, Arthropoda, Insecta, Diptera, Culicidae. The transcript is spliced from 5 exons. The record is from RefSeq and is a predicted model, not a curated record.